ACCAAUAUUAUCUGCCUGCACUCUUCGAAACUGCAUUCCUUGAAACUUACACUGGCCUAAGCCCAGUGGCCGCCAUUAAGUAAAUUAGAAUAACGUACAAUACAAUUUUGCGUUCUGAAAGUUGUGCAAAGGAUGGCCCAGUUCAAUUAUCUAAAUGAAAUAAAAAGUCUAGCUACAAUGGAUGGGCCUAUAACGCGAGGACCGCUACAGCGAUGGGCGAAAAAAUCUGGGAACGAAAACAUCAAUCCGAGCUCGUCGCUUCAAAAUAUUUCUAAUAAUAUUAGUGUGUGCAGUCAAUCCAUGCAAAAACUAUCAGUGUCGGCCAACCAGAGUUGCAACAAUAGCGUGCUGUCGAGUAAUAAGACGCCUACUAGAAAUGACAAGAAGAAGACUCCUUCUAAGAACAAAUCACCAGGUCGCUCCAAGACUCCCACCCCUAACAAAGCCUCAAAGACUCCCAACAAAGCUGACAGAUUUAUUCCUUCGAGAAGUAAUUCAAAUUAUGACUUGUGUCAUUUCAUGAUGACUCGCGAAGAAGACAAAGGCGAGGAAAUAGUAACUCAGACAGCAGCAAGCGAGGCCUUGGGCCGUGCAUUGAAUGAUACCGAACCAGGUCGACUUCUGCAGUACACUUGCAAGGCACCAGCAGCACCAGAGGGGUAUCAGAACAGACUUAGAGUUGUAUAUUCACAGGCUAAAGUGCCAUCCACAGUAAAGAAUCCAACAAGAUACAUUCCACAAGCUCCAGAAAGGAUACUUGACGCUCCUGAACUUGUUGACGACUAUUACUUGAACCUGGUUGAUUGGAGUCAAUCAAACAUUCUAGCCGUAGCUUUGGGCAACUCUGUCUACCUAUGGAAUGCUGGAACAGGCCAGAUAGAGGAACUACUCACUUUAGAAGGCUCAGAGACUGUUUGUUCAGUAGCGUGGGUGCAGGGCGGAGCGCCACACCUUGCAGUGGGUACUUCUACGCCUACUGUUGAAUUGUGGGAUUGUGAGAAACAGAAGAGGUUGAGAUACAUGGACGGGCACACGGGGCGCGUGAGCUCCCUGGCGUGGAACAUGUACAUCGUGUCGAGCGGCGCGCGCGACGGAAACAUCGUGCAUCAUGACGUGCGCCAGCGUGACCACGCCGUCUCAACCAUCCAGGCGCACACGCAGGAGGUCUGUGGACUAAAAUGGUCCCCUGAUGGCAGAUACCUCGCCUCUGGUGGCAACGAUAAUCUGCUGAACAUCUGGCCCAUUGCGCAAGGAGAACAUUAUUCGCAGCCACAAUACAUUCACUCUUUCAACCAGCACUUGGCAGCUGUUAAAGGACUAGCGUGGUGCCCUUGGAGCUCCGGCAUCCUAGCGUCGGGAGGCGGCACGGCCGACAGGACCAUUCGCAUCUGGAACGUUAACACUGGAGCCAACCUUAACACUGUUGAUACCAAGUCACAGGUGUGCUCGAUCCUGUGGAGCACACACUACCGCGAGCUGGUGUCAGCGCACGGCUACGCGAACAAUCAGCUGAUAAUCUGGAAGUACCCGCUGAUGACGCGCGUGUGCGAGCUGACGGGCCACCUGGCGCGCGUGCUGCACUUGGCCAUGUCGCCCGACGGACAGUCCGUCGUGUCGGCGGGCGCCGAUGAGACAAUAAGACUUUGGAAGUGCUUCAUGCAGGACCCAGCUAAAAAGAAACAACCCACCGAUACCAAGGCAGCCAAAUCUCUGUUGAACCUUAAUUCUUUGAUAAGAUAAUUUGUUAAAAUUAAACACUUUUAUGACCAUGAUAUAAUUUAAAGUUUUUGACUGAUAUUUGUGAUCUUUACUAGUAAAUAAUUAUGUAAUAGUCAAUUUGAACACUCGAUUGCUUUAUUGAGAGAAAGUAACAUAUUCCGAAGUUUAUUUUAGACAUAAUAUGUAAUUUGAAAUAGUGUUACUUUUCCCAAUAAAACAAUAGAUACUAGGCCUAAUUAUAUGUUACAAAUAGGUAUUUGAAUUCCUGAUUCACUAAGUUAAUUCUAUUGAAUGGUCUGUGAUUGUUCUACUUCUGGCACUGUUAAGCGCUGGCCACACCGCGAGCUAAGGUCGCAUAGUUGGUUGCAUGCCACUACGGCAGCCGAGGUAACUUAGCUUCGCUCGCGGUGUGACAUGCGCUUAACAAUGAUCAACUGUCAUGAAAAAUUAUCUAUUGUUAAUCUAGACAUUCUAGUUUGAUUUAAGCAUGCUCUAUUGUGUGACAAUAUGUGAAUUUAUUUUAGACACCUUAUUAAUUUUUGACAAACGGAGAAGUUGAGGUAGUAAAAUGUAGACACUACUAUCUAUUAUUAACUUUUAAAUUAAGUUACUUCUUAAUUCUAUUCUAACUUUUCAUUUCAUCCUCUAGUUUUUAGCUUUAAAACAUUUCAUUGCCUCGACUUCCUUGUUUUGAAUUUAAA
This is a messenger RNA of Hyposmocoma kahamanoa, 2420 nucleotides long. It is a transcript of the gene fzy, whose product is annotated as cell division cycle protein 20 homolog. The coding region runs from base 133 to 1740 and encodes 535 amino acids. The record is from RefSeq and is a predicted model, not a curated record. Lineage: Eukaryota; Metazoa; Arthropoda; Insecta; Lepidoptera; Cosmopterigidae. Gene Ontology annotation, molecular function: protein binding; anaphase-promoting complex binding; ubiquitin ligase activator activity. Gene Ontology annotation, cellular component: anaphase-promoting complex. The transcript has 10 exons. Gene Ontology annotation, biological process: anaphase-promoting complex-dependent catabolic process; positive regulation of ubiquitin protein ligase activity; positive regulation of anaphase-promoting complex-dependent catabolic process.